Staurois parvus is the source of this 491-nucleotide messenger RNA. The record is from the annotation of a GenBank genome assembly. NCBI's taxonomy places the organism in Eukaryota, Metazoa, Chordata, Amphibia, Anura, Ranidae.
AGGACAGAUUUGGCAGUUGACAAAAUGAAAAAAAGAAGAAAAAAAGAGAACUAACAGAAGAACAGAAACAAGAAAUUAAAGAUGCCUUUGAUCUGUUUGAUACAGACAAAGACAAAUCCAUAGAUUACCAUGAAUUAAAGGUGGCAAUGCGAGCUCUGGGGUUUGAUGUGAAGAAAGCAGAUGUUCUAAAAAUCCUAAAGGAUUACGACAGUGAAGCAACAGGAAAAAUUACUUUUGAUGACUUUAAUGAAGUUGUUACAGAUUUGAUAUUGGACCGUGAUCCCCAGGAAGAGAUGCUCAAAGCUUUUAAACUGUUUGACGAUGAUGACUCAGGAAAAAUUAGCUUGAGAAAUCUACGUCGGGUUGCUCGUGAACUUGGGGAAAACAUGACGGAUGAAGAGCUGCGGGCUAUGAUUGAUGAAUUUGACAAAGAUGGUGAUGGAGAAAUAAAUAUAGAAGAAUUCAUUUCCAUAAUGACUGGGGAUACUUAA